Messenger RNA from Anneissia japonica, 2837 nucleotides. RefSeq names its product PHD finger protein 10-like. Lineage: Eukaryota; Metazoa; Echinodermata; Crinoidea; Comatulida; Comatulidae. The record is from RefSeq and is a predicted model, not a curated record. The transcript has 13 exons. Bases 99 to 2150 code for a protein of 683 amino acids. Gene Ontology annotation, cellular component: npBAF complex.
CAAAACCAAAACAAAGAGAUCUGGAGACGGAGUGAUGCUGACAAUUUCUAAAAUAGCAAAAAUUGUAUGAAACUGUAUCUGUAGAUGUUAAAUUUGAAAUGGAUUUAUCAUUUAAAAGAAACAAUGAAGUAGAAGAGAAGGAGGAGACAACUCGGAUCAACACCGAAUUCACUUCAGUUGAACACUUAGAUGUCGACAUAGGAAACGUAAAUGAAAAAGCAGAAAAGGCAGAAACUGAGAUAUGUGAGAACCAAGUGAAAAUUCCACUUGAAAAUGAAUCAAGAGAACCUUCCCAAGAAUUACCAGAAGACUUGAGUACAGGUGGUGAUAAAUCUAAGGAAGGAGAAAUUAAGGAAAAAUUGUGCUCAGAUUUGGACUAUUGUGAAAUGGCAGAUUCAAGGGGGAAAGUUGAGAUUGAAAAAGAAGAACAAGUAGAACUGGAAGAUUUGGAUUAUAGUGAAAUGACAGAUUCAAGGGGGAAAGUUGAGAUUGAAAAAGAAGAACAAGUAGAACUGGAAAGGAAAUUCGAAAAUGUGGUAGAUGAUGCAUCUGAGAGUUUGAAAGCAGAUGAUGAAAACAGUAUUCAAGAAAAGAAGGAAGAGGAAAAUGAAAAGGAGGAAAAAGAUAAUGAGAAAGAAUGUGUUCAGAAAAAUGUGCAGGAAGAAGAUAGUGUUGAGGAAGUGAAAAAUUUAACGAAAGAAAUGAUAACAAAUGGUGACAAAGAAAGGGAAAAUGAAACAACUGAAGAGAAGAUUGAACAAAUGGAAGAAGAAUUUGAAGAGGUUGAAGAGGAAGAAGAAAGCAUUUCUAUGCCUCCUGAGAAUUUGUUUGAGUAUCAGUGGCCACCUGAUAGAAUGGGAGAAUGGUACUUUGUACAGGAACAGAUUUCUGAAUAUCUUGGUGUGACAUCUUUCAAAAGGAAAUAUCCAGAUCUUGAACGACGUGUGAUGGACAUGAAGGAAAAGGAUUUCUUACGAGAGCGUGGAGUGGUAACUGAGGAACAGGUCACUUUGGGCCUCACAGCUUUGAAAUCAGAAGAUGUAUAUGACCUUAUGGUGAAGGACUAUAACAAGAAAUACACAGAUUAUCUAAAAGUUUUACAAGAAAAGGAACGACAAAAUAUUAGCAACAAACAUAAAGAAUAUGAGGCUCCAACUGUAGAUACAGGAAAAGUCAAGGAGUACACACAACGAGCAGUAAAACAAGCUGCAGAAUACAAUGCAUCGUUAAUGCGAGAACGCAGGGAAGAAAGGCAAUACUUUCUAGACGUACAGACAAUGGUUGUUCAAGUUUCCAAAAACAAAGUCAAGCAAAUAAAGAAAGGAUCAACCAAAGUGGAUGGAUAUCCUGUCGCCCUGAUACCAGGCCAGUUUCAAAACUUUUACCGAAAAUAUACACCAGAAGAGCUUAACUACUUCCCAUUACAGACUGCACUCUACGGACCAGUAGAAUUGCAAGACCAGCGUAGGCUAGGACAACCCGGCUGGGAAGACGAGGAGGAACCAAUAUCAGAUUUCAGUGAACCGGGCUCUCCGGAUCAUGCAUCAGCCAUUCCAACAACCAACAUUCCCCCACCUGCUAUAUCUAUGGAUCAGCUAGAAACUUCUCAGAAAGAACAGCAACAAAUUCUGCUUUCUUACAAGAUGGAGUCAGCAGACAACAGAAUGAAUGCAUUUCAGCCAAAAGAAAUUGAUGAUGCGAUUUGUGGAAUAUGUCUGAAGGACAAAUCAUGCAACAAGUUUAAUCUGCCUGAGGAGCUUAUACAUUGCGCACAGUGUGAUAAUAGCGGUCAUCCCAGCUGUCUAGAGAUGAAUAAUGAACUGGUGGAUGUGAUAAAGACGUACCCAUGGCAGUGUAUGGAGUGUAAGACCUGCUUCUGCUGCGGACAGCCUACCGAUGAGGAUAAAAUGAUGUUCUGCGAUGACUGUGAUCGAGGCUACCACACAUUCUGCGUUGGCCUUCAGGAGAUCCCCACUGGAAAAUGGGCGUGUCCUAGCUGUCUUGCAACCCAGGCCAAAGAAAAGGAGCUUGCAGCGGCAGCUGCAGCGGCGGCAGCAGUACCAACCCCUGAACCCGUGAUGGCGAGCACUCCGUCUGCAACGCCACCACCUUCCAAGCGGAGAAGAUCAGCAAAGAAACGAGACCUUUGAACUUUGCAUAUUCUAAUUAAACUUCUGAUCCAAAUAAACUAUGUAUUGUAUUACCAAGACAGAUGAACUUUUUUAUUUACUUUGAACUCUGUUUGGUUAUCUGGAUAUCUUAAUUUUGACUCAUAAAGCCACAUGAUUCUGUUACCAAAUAUGUAUUUUGAUACAUGUUCGAAAUCGACCAUGGUCAUCUAUCUUUUUUUUAUAUAGAGCAUGGUACAGUGGUAAGGCUUUCAGCUUGCAAUCAAAAGAUUGCAAGUUCGAGUCAGUUGGAAGUCACUUUAUCUUGUUCUUGGUACUUUAUUAUCUAUGAUACAUUCAAGAGUAUAAACUGGGUACCUGGUAGCAAUUGAAUAAUUUGGAAUUAAAUGUGUGUGGUGCAAAAUUAGCUGCACUUCUCAAGGAGCAUGGGAAGUUUGACACUUGUACGAUCCUUUAUUCAAUGACCUGCAAAACAACUGUGAAGUCAGUGGCUGUGUCUGAGCAUUGCAGCUAAUCACUGAGAUGGAAAGCUCAGGAUAAUUACAUUUCAAUGUAAUUACUAGGUUAUUUAAGGACUCAUAGUAAAUUAUUACAACAAACGGGACACAUAACUAAAUGAACCCUUGAAAACACAUUUUUAUAAUACUUUUAUUCCGAUUUUAUUUAUGUGCGAGAUGGAUCGUAAAUAAAUAUACACUCAAACCAUAA